AUCGAUCUUUGGUUUCCUGCUGCGACCGCUACGAACCUUUCACGAAGCUCUAUACUCUUGACUAAUUAAUAAUGAGGCGGUCGUGGAUCACAUCCGAUUGGAAACCUGGUUAUGUGGCACGAGGUUAUCAUUCAUGUGGAAAUGGCUGACGGGAUGGACGGCUCCACGCAGCGUUUUAUGAACUACUCACCUAUUCUAUCAAUUUCUAUAAUGUGCGAGCCGCCUACUUUCCCGGAAGAAUGUCCAAUUUCGUGCCCCCUGCGCUUGUGUAGGUUGAUGGGAGUGCCCCGGACUUCACAAAGACACGGCCGAUCAGCCAAGUUGGGGCUGUGGAUUGAAGUGCAUCUGAUCAGCGCCACGGCCUUGGAUCCGCGACGAGCUUUGGAUCGAAAUCUGUCUAGAUCUCUUAGCAGUGUUUCUCCGUGGAUCAGUGACAAGAGGGGACCAGUUGAUACAUCGCAUCUCAAUUCUGAUGGGCUUUCCUCCCGGAUGAAACGAAACAAUGCCAUUUAUCGACAAACGACGAACACCCAGGGACUGCAUCAUAGCGAGGCUCCUCUCUCUACAUCGUUGGGAAGGGGGCAGGAAAUUUACGGCGAGGCCUAGACGCGGUCGAGCAGGAGUGCGUGUUAGACGCGCGGGGUAUACUAUACCGCCUCCUGUGUUAGGAAAGGGAGAUGCUUCUUCUUGUGUGCUCGCAGCGCCUUACGAAUUAAACUGCGGGAACUGUGGUAACACGAUAUCCAUGCG
Molecule: messenger RNA, 750 nt
Organism: Cantharellus anzutake
Lineage: Eukaryota; Fungi; Basidiomycota; Agaricomycetes; Cantharellales; Hydnaceae
Exons: 1
Coding region: 112-606 (164 amino acids)
Source: RefSeq, a predicted model, not a curated record